CUGAACAAAUAUUCACAAAUUUCUCUUUCGCCUUGGGCGAAUAAUUCAACCAUACUCACGAAUAACUUGCAUUCACCAGAAAAAAUGGACGAAGAUUGAGAUAUCCAAGAACACGCCAUGUUUAACUGCUCUAUUACAUCUUCCUCUCUUUUUAGACACGAUGUCUAGCCUGGAGUUACCAAACCGAAGCUUGGCAGCUGUUAUAAGUGAGUCGAUCGUUUGCCUGGCAUUGAACAUCAUAAGCAUCACUGGAAACAGUCUUGUCUGUUUGGCAGUGUACAGAAACCGUAAUCUUCGAUCAACCACUAAUGUGUACAUCGUUGCUCUAGCUGUCAGCGAUCUGUUGGUUGCAAUGAUAGAAAUGCCUUUGGCAUCAGCUACACUUAUUAUUGGAAGAUUUGAUUUCGGCUUCGCCCUAUGCCAGAUUCAAGGUUUCAUUGGCCCCUUCGCCACUUACGUGACUCCGGCAACCAUGGGUUUAACUGCAUUCAACCGCUUCAUGCGAAUUGUCAAAGGAAACAGUUACAACAAGAUAUUUUCUCCCUGCCGGUCUAAGAUCUGGGUGUGUUGCUUGUGGAUGUCUCUGGCCCUUUACCUGUUAAUUGGGCGACUCACCGGUUGGCUAAACAUUGGUUUUAUCCGUGGCUAUGCAGUUUGUGCCUUUACAUACCCAACUGCUGCUAGUCAAAUCGUUCAGUACACCAUCAUGGUCGGAGUGCUUUUCUUUAUCCCACUGUGUAUCGGUAUAUUCAGCUAUUACAAGAUAUUUUUCAAAACCAGUCAGCAUCAACAGAUUGUGGUCCCAUCGCUGCAGAACACGACUAAUGCUAACAACACCAGAGCAAGGAGAAGCACAGUGAAAGAGAUAAACAUUAGCCGAGUGUUGCUCUACGUAGGCGCUGGGUUUUUGUGGUGCUGGAUUCCAUUAUGGGCACUUGCACUUUGGAAGCGCUUCUCCCCCGAAACAUGUCCGCGAAUUGCGGAAUUACUCGUUACCUUUUUCCGCUUUCUGAGUUCGACGAUAAAUCCCUUCAUUUACACUUUCAAUAAUAACGAUUUCCGAAAGGAAUUUCGGAAACUGCUGUGUUUCCCUAAAGGAGCUCGGACUGCACCAAAUGAUACCACUACGGCUACUGAAAACGAAGAGUUGGCAGGCGAAGCUAAUGUCUAAGGCACUGUUUGAGGUGUCUGUCUAUCUACCACGAUAUCAACCGCUCAAAAGAAGUCCUCCAGGAAAUAACCUUCGUACCUGCGUCGCUUUUAAUUUGAUAAAACCCUAGAAAAGUAUAUGUCCCCGUAAAGCCAAAACUGAAAGAGUGUCAAAUCCGAAGAACGAAUUAUUUUAAAGAUUUGGUUUAGCGGUAAACAUUUACAAGCCCUUCAGUGUAAAAAGUGUUUUCUUAUGUAUCUUCUUGUCGUUUCAUGUUAUAUUUCUUCAUUUUCUUUUUAUUUCCAGUGUAAUUAAAAUCAACUAGUAAAGAAAAAAAAAUGGACCCGCCUCGAUAAGCAUUUGCCAUCUGUGGGUCAAAGAAAUAUCUUGUAAAUAAAUAAGAAAAUAGAAAAUUA
Messenger RNA from Stylophora pistillata, 1566 nucleotides. Its product is annotated as beta-4C adrenergic receptor-like. The record is from RefSeq and is a predicted model, not a curated record. Gene Ontology annotation, biological process: G protein-coupled receptor signaling pathway. Gene Ontology annotation, cellular component: membrane. Gene Ontology annotation, molecular function: G protein-coupled receptor activity. NCBI's taxonomy places the organism in Eukaryota, Metazoa, Cnidaria, Anthozoa, Scleractinia, Pocilloporidae.